UUGGUGUUUCUGGGUUUUGUCCCUUUUUGUUAGUUUUCUAUUCAUAUAUUCCUCAGUUGAUCAGUUCCCUGGACGCCCAGAAUUGUUUUGGGAUCAGUGUUUCUGAGAAUUGUUUGUUUUCUUUGUUUUGACUUGAUUGGUUCAUGGAGCAUUCAUUGUUCUUUGUACUUUGCUUGUUAUUCCUUUUUCUGGGUACUUGCUAUUCUUUGUCCAGUGCAGCUCAAGAGAGAGAUAGGAUCAAAGAGUUACCUGGACAACCAGCCAAUGUUGGUUUCACCCAGUACUCGGGUUAUGUGACUGUAAAUCAGCAAGCAGGAAGGGCACUGUUUUACUGGUUCAUUGAGGCACCGGCUAGUCGUGGUCCUCAGUCAAGACCACUCGUUUUAUGGCUCAAUGGAGGGCCUGGUUGUUCUUCUAUCGCUUAUGGUGCUGCUGAAGAGAUUGGGCCUUUUCGUAUUAAUUCUGAUGGGAAGACCCUUUUCUUGAAUCCUUAUUCAUGGAACAACUUGGCAAAUGUGCUUUUUCUUGAAUCACCCGCUGGUGUUGGCUUUUCAUACUCUAACACGUCAUCAGAUUUGUAUACAGCAGGAGACCAGAGGACAGCUAUAUGCAGUUUGAAAUACAUUUCACUGAAGAUUCAUAUACAUUUCUUAUCAAGUGGUUCGAAAGGUUUCCACAAUACAAGCAUAGAGAUUUCUAUAUUGCUGGAGAAAGCUAUGCGGGUAGAUAGUUGUAUUCCAUCUUGUCAUUAUGUUCCUCAGUUGUCUCAAAUUAUUUACCAAAGAAACCAGGGAAUUAAAAAUCCAGUUAUCAAUUUUAAAGGUUUCUUGGUGGGGAAUGCUGUUACUGAUGAUUUCCAUGAUUAUAUUGGCACCUUUGAAUACUGGUGGACUCGUGGUUUAAUUUCAGAUUCUACUUAUAAACUUCUCCAAGUAGCCUGCGACUAUGAAUCUGCUACACAUCCGUCAAGCGAUUGCAUUAAGGCUCUCACUGCUGCAAAGUUGGAAGGGGGAAACAUCAAUCUGUACAGCAUUUACACACGCCCUUGCAAUGAUGCUUCAUCACUACAGCACAACUUAAGGGGUCACUAUCCAUGGAUGUCCAGAGCAUAUGAUCCCUGCUCUGAAAGAUAUUCACAAGUAUACUUCAAUCUUCCAGAAGUUCAGAAGGCAUUUCACGCCAAUAUAACUGGGAUUCCUUAUCCAUGGAAAACAUGCAGUGACAUUGUUGGUAACCACUGGGCAGACUCUCCAUUAUCCAUGCUUCCUAUCUACCGAGAACUAAUAUCUGCUGGUCUCCGGAUAUGGGUAUUCAGUGGAGAUACUGAUGCGGUGGUUCCCUUGACUGCAACUCGUUAUUCCAUUGAUGCUUUGAAGCUUCCAACUAUUACCAACUGGUACCCAUGGUAUGACAAUGGAAAGGUUGGCGGUUGGAGCCAAGUGUACGAAGGAUUAACCCUUGUAAUAGUAACUGGAGCAGGACACGAGGUUCCACUGUAUCGCCCUCGACUAGCUUAUAUUCUUUUCAGAUCAUUCUUGGAGAACAAGCCAAUGCCAAGCUGAUUCAUCAACAAUUUGCAAAAGUGCAUACAUAUAUUUGGGGGUUUGUAAAUAAAGAAAUAAGAGGGUAAUGCCCACCGAGCAGCCCCCCAUUCUUGCCUGCAACAAUUUCACCUUUUCGGUUUCAGCUCAGCAUCCAUCGUUACUUGUAGCCGACGAUUAGCUUGGACUGUAAUCGAUUUUCUGGAUUUACUUUUACAUUUUGAAUUCAUAAAAUCAUGUAUAUGACAACAAUUGUGUACAACAUAUGAUUCUUCAACACAUGUAUCUUUGGUUACUUAUGAAUAUAAAUC
Messenger RNA from Ilex paraguariensis (yerba mate), 1852 nucleotides. Lineage: Eukaryota; Viridiplantae; Streptophyta; Magnoliopsida; Aquifoliales; Aquifoliaceae. The record is from the annotation of a GenBank genome assembly.